Sander lucioperca (pikeperch) is the source of this 5404-nucleotide messenger RNA. Its product is annotated as sodium-dependent neutral amino acid transporter SLC6A17-like. The coding region runs from base 523 to 2742 and encodes 739 amino acids. Gene Ontology annotation, cellular component: plasma membrane; synaptic vesicle. Gene Ontology annotation, biological process: L-leucine transport; proline transport; sodium ion transmembrane transport. NCBI's taxonomy places the organism in Eukaryota, Metazoa, Chordata, Actinopteri, Perciformes, Percidae. The record is from RefSeq and is a predicted model, not a curated record. The transcript has 12 exons.
CUUGACAAAUCCCGUUUUUUUCCCUUUCAGCAUCCCACCUUCUCGUGCACAGAUGCUACGAUAUGUGCGGAAGCCUCAAACUAAAAGUGAGCGGCAGGUGAUCAUUCGUCAUUGUUGAUAAUGAGCAGCACUUUGUGCGUCACGGUGCGCCCGGGACUCUCCACCCUGCAUGUUAAUUGUAGGCAGAGCAGCAUGUGAUCCUCCGUCCUCCAGUAGUCCUGCGAGCGUCAGUCAGUACCAUACCGACACACAACUGCUGGCCGGCGGAUGUAUUCAUGCAUCUCUACACAAUUUCUGCGUUCAUCAUAAACCCUGGAUAUUGUUGACCUCUGCUAAAGACUCACGGACUGAGGCCCAGACCUGAAAUCUAGCUGUCACUCCUCAGCAUCUCUCCUAUAGCUACAUCCGUCCACCUCUUCUCCACUCUCCGCCUGUAUCACCUUGUUCUGUUCCCAUCAGACUCUGUCUCGCUGUCUCUUUCUCUCUCCACCCCCACCCCCUUCCCCCCCCUCAGCCUCCCUGAUGCCUAAGAACAGCAAGGUGACGCAGCGUGAGCAGAGCAAUGAGCAUGUCACAGAGUCGGUGGCUGACCUGCUCGCACACGAGGAGCCGCUGGACUACAAGAGUAGCUCCCUGAACGUCGUAGGGGCCACCGGGAAAAAGGUCCCGCAGAUAGAGGUGCCCGAAGACGAUGGACGCCCCGCCUGGAACAGCAAACUGCAGUACAUAUUGGCCCAGGUGGGCUUCUCUGUAGGCCUGGGGAACGUGUGGCGCUUCCCUUACCUGUGCCAGAAAAAUGGAGGAGGUGCUUAUUUGGUUCCCUACUUCAUCCUCCUCCUCCUCAUCGGCAUCCCGCUCUUCUUCUUGGAGCUGGCUGUGGGUCAGAAGAUCCGACGUGGGAGCAUCGGGGUCUGGAACUACGUCUGUCCCAGUCUGGGUGGGAUAGGAAUGUCCAGCCUGAUGGUGUGUGGCUUUGUGGGUCUCUACUAUAAUGUGAUCAUCGGCUGGAGCAUCUUCUAUUUCUUCCAGUCCUUCCAGUAUCCUCUUCCAUGGAGCGAGUGUCCAAUCAGAAGGAAUGGGACACUUGCCAUUGUGGAGCCGGAGUGUGACAAAAGCUCAGCCACGACCUACUUCUGGUACCGUCAGACGCUGAACAUCACCAGCACCAUCGCAGAGAGUGGCGGCCUUAACAUAAAAAUGACCCUGUCUCUGCUGGUGGCCUGGAUCAUCGUCUGCCUCGCCGUCAUCAGAGGGAUUGCCUCCUCUGGGAAGGUGAUGUACUUCAGCUCUCUUUUCCCAUAUGUGGUGCUGUUCUGUUUCCUGGUCAGAGGUUUAAUGCUGAAGGGAUCAGUGGAUGGCAUUGCUCACAUGUUCACUCCCAAGUUGGAGAAGAUGCUAGAGCCCCAAGUGUGGAGGGAGGCAGCCACCCAGGUCUUCUUUGCCCUGGGUCUGGGGUUUGGAGGAGUCAUAGCCUUCUCUAGUUACAAUAAGAUCGAUAAUAACUGUCAUUUUGAUGCCGUGCUCGUCUCUCUCAUCAACUUCCUCACUUCCAUUCUGGCCACGCUGGUGGUGUUCGCCGUGUUGGGCUUCAAGGCCAACAUCAUGAAUGAAAAGUGUGUCGUAGAGAAUGCAGAGAAGAUCCUGGGAUACCUCAACUCUGACGUCCUGAGCCACGAUCUCAUCCCUCCACAUGUAAACUUCUCCCAUCUCACCACAUCAGACUACGCUGAAAUGUACGGGGUCAUCAAGGCGGUUAAAGAGGGCGGCUUUGCCCAGCUGGGUCUGGAGCCUUGUCUCCUGGAGGACGAGCUUAACAAGUCUGUCCAGGGCACUGGCCUGGCCUUCAUCGCCUUCACAGAAGCUAUGACCCAUUUCCCAGGGUCUCCGUUCUGGUCUGUCAUGUUCUUCUUCAUGCUCAUCAACCUCGGUCUGGGCAGCAUGAUCGGCACUAUGACCGGCAUCACCACACCUGUCCUCGACGCCUACAAGGUCCAGAAGGAGCUUUUCACAGUGUGUUGCUGCAUUGUGGCCUUCUUCUGUGGCCUGUUGUUCGUUCAACGCUCAGGGAAUUACUUUGUCACCAUGUUUGAUGAUUACUCUGCCGGACUGCCUCUCACAGUAGUGGUCAUCCUGGAGAAUCUGUCUGUCGCUUGGAUUUAUGGCACAAAAAGGUUCAUGCAGGAUCUGGAGGAUAUGUUGGGUUUCCGACCAUGUAUAAUCUAUUUCUACCUGUGGAAGUACGUCUCCCCUCUGUGUCUCAUUGUGCUUAUCUCAGCCACUGUCAUAGAGAUGGCCAUCAGCCCACCAGGAUACAAUGCCUGGGUCGAAGAGCUGGCUCAGGAACGCUUCCAGAGCUAUCCCCCCUGGGCACUGGCCAUGUGCUUCGCUCUCAUUGUCGUGGCCAUGCUUCCUCUCCCUGUUGUCUUUAUCGCCCGUCGCUUAAACCUGAUGUCAGAUGGCUCCAACAAGCUGUCUGUCUCCUACCGUAAAACCAUGAUGAAGGACAUGUCCAACCUGGAGGAGCAGGAUGAGGCCAGGUUCAUCCUCUGCGCCAAGCCUGGCGAGGCGCCUUCAUCAGCACCAGCACACAGGGCCUACCUGACUCCAGGAGGGACCAAAACCCUGGAUGCCAACUCCCUGUCUCCAAACAGCUGCUACGGUACGAGCUACCAGAACGCUGCCAUCAGCCCCACCACACCGACUACACCGACCACGCCCGCCACGCCAGAGUCUGACUCUUGACUGCUGUCCAAACACCCCUCUGACACCCAGUAGCACAGUUUACCUUCCAGCCAUAAAGUCUCCACCGAGGGUCACUGCAGCAUCGAGAAUCCCCACCUCUGCCCGCCUAACACCAAAAACUGUAUGUAGCUGCCCAAUUUAUCUGAACACACGCUUUCCAAAAUAAUACCAAGGAACCACCUGCAGCAGGAUGAGAAAAAAAGACAAAAUUCACUCUUAAUAAAUGAAACACUGAAAUCAGGGUGAGACUGACAGUGACACUGUAAGUCUAUAUCUAUUCUGUAUAUAACAUCACAGGAUUUAUGUGCUUAAGAUGAAGUUUUGUGAUUCUCUUUUCUUUGACUUAGUAUAAGGAUCCUCAGCAGACACAGCCCACCACCACACACACACAGUUUAAUGUUGAUGCACAUCCCCAUCUGCACAGAGCAGGGGAUCUGAAAGAGUGAAUGUAGUGGAGUCAGUGUGGUCCUGCUGGUUGAACUGGUUGAACUGGCACAGAGAGCCAAGACGAAUGUGAAUUUAUUAUUUUAAGGUUUUAAGCCUGUCCUCCGUAGUGGUACUGUGUGCCAUACAGUCUAAGUUUUUCUUAUGCAGUGGUGCAGUAAGUACAUAUAAAGUAUAUAUACACAAGCACCUCUGUUUUUAUGUUUGAGAUAGAAAACACUUCUCAUUGUGUAGAUCUGUUUUCACAGAGCUCUGUGUAUUGUAAACUAUGCUUAAGGCUGCUCUAAAGACAUCCAUCUAUGUUCCAUUCCCUGCUGUGUUUUUAAUGUAGCCAGUAUUGUGUAUCUGUAAACAGUGGUAUGCAGUAUAGUAACAUAGAUAUAUGAUAUUAUUUAUGUUCUAAAGCCACACUCUCAUCAUCUGUUACACACACAUUAAGUGUAAAUUGUCGACAACAAAGCACUUGAAAUUUACGGAUUUAUGUUGAAGUAUAAAGAAAGAAUAUGUUGAGUUGUGUUGAAAGUGAACUAAAAAGAGCUUGUUUUAAGCUCAUGAGACUGAAACAUAAAGCAUUCAAAUUCUUCAGUGACAGAAAGCACAGCUUGUUCUUGUAAAGCUGAAACAAAUGCCCAUUCCUCGCUUAAUGCAUUUUUAACUUUCUUCCUAUAAUGCUAAAAAAGCACAAAGAGAUUUUACACAAUUAUUGUGCACAGUUAAAUUAAUAACCCUAACUGAUGACAUAUAGUUUUGAAGAUUUAUGCACAAGUGGAAUUGAAAUACUUGCUGCCGUUGAAUAUGUCCCACACAAUGAGUAAGCAAUAUAUAUUUCUAUUGCAGCACAAACUAUGUUCAAUAUGGACCAAAAACAUAAUGAAUAUGAAAUGGAAAAUUCAGCAAUGGACCAAAAGAUUGAGGAACAGAUAAGUAAUGGAGUAUUAAUCUUGCACAUAUGCUCACAUGCACACAUGCACACUGUUUCUGUAUAUUUGUGGAAUAAUAAACCUCAUGAUUUGUGAUGAAGAUCUUUGACUCCAUGUUAAACUAGUCUGAAUGGGUAACGUUAGUAAGAUGGACAUAUUUCCCUGAACCUGAUCAUUUUUGUAGUGAAUAGUUGUGUGCAAAACUGUCUAAAAGUUCAAACUGAGCACAUUCACCUUCCUGUGACAUGGAAGGUGAUACCUUAUUUAUUUUUUUAUCACAAUAUUCUAAGCCAUGGUGUUAAUUAAAUGGACUAUAUUUAUAUUCCUGUAUAUUUGCAGUGUAUGUAGGUGUGAUGAACAACAACGCGUUAUCUUUAAAAAGUGACCAGUAUAUUUUCAUCUUGUGUGAUGCUUAUUCAAAUUGUAUAUUUAAAGAGGUAUAUAUUUUGUAGUUUGUGUAGCUAAUUCUUGUUGUGGAAUGUGAAAAUGCUGCUUGGAGGUAGAGGUGAUGUGUGAUGUGCAGAGUAGUCUUGUAUGGGUGGCAGCUAGUUCUCUGUUGUGUCCAUGAUGAGCUGUGUGUUUUUCUGGCUGUGCCCACUCACCUGUACCCACUUCAGCUUUACUGGUCUGACUGACAGGAUAUCUCUCAAAAUUAUUUCAGUCUGCCUCAGCUAUACUUGACAUGAAUGCUAAGAUAGCAUGCUAUAGCAGGUUGUCCUGCUUAAUGUAUGAAAACAGACACUUUACAGUACAAGCAAAACAUUAGCAUUUUAUCAUGCUACCUUUAGCAUGACAAGAUUAUUAGCAUACUAACCUAAACUUUGAAAUGUUGUAUGGAAUAUCACCAUGCUAUCCAAUAGUUGCUAGCAUAUUAAGAUGCUAACAAACCUUCAGCUAAAAUUCUGCGUUCACACAAUUUGGGCAGAAUGUGAUGAACAGGAUCCCAUUAUUCUGACUGACUUGGGAGUGUUGGUUACCCCAUUGAUUGCCUUGUAGUAAUUUAAACAGCCUAAAUUAGCUACUUUUGCGGCGUCGCGUAUUUGGAGCGGUUCAUUAACAAGUUAAAUCAGACACAAACAAACACUGUAUAGCUCCUUUUAAAGGAGCAGUGUGUGGGAUUUAGGGGAAUCUAUUGGCAUAAAUUGAAUAUAGUAUUAAUAAUACUGUUUUCAUUAGUGCAUUAUCACCUGAAACUAAGAAUCUUUGUGUUUUUGUUAGCUUAUAAUGAGCCCUUCAUAUUUACAUAGGGAGCGGGUCCUCUUCCACGGAGCCUGCCAUGUUGCACCGCCGUGUUUCUA